This is a messenger RNA of Aspergillus versicolor CBS 583.65, 1185 nucleotides long. Its product is annotated as trihydroxytoluene oxygenase. The transcript has 5 exons. Lineage: Eukaryota; Fungi; Ascomycota; Eurotiomycetes; Eurotiales; Aspergillaceae. Gene Ontology annotation, molecular function: methylmalonyl-CoA epimerase activity. Gene Ontology annotation, biological process: L-methylmalonyl-CoA metabolic process. Bases 127 to 1185 code for a protein of 352 amino acids. Gene Ontology annotation, cellular component: mitochondrion. The record is from RefSeq and is a predicted model, not a curated record.
ACCACAACAAGGCUCUCUAGGUUGCUGCGAACUACGGGCUAUUAAAGGCGGGGGGAUUAUUAGAAAAUAUAAAUUAGCACCAAUGGUAUCAAAGCUCAAGGCGAGACAGCAUACGAUACCCCUAAUAUGGCUUCUUCCACCGACCAAGUAGCGUGCCACGGCGGCUCGAUUCCCGAUAUUACAGCAAUCGGCCCCAAGCAGGAAAGCAUCGCCUCAUGGCGCAAGCGCUGUGGAAUCAACACGCAGGACCAGAUACGUCUAGUAAAGUUGGCACAUAUGCGGUACCAGCACCCGAAUCUAGAUGAGAUUACGGUUUUCCUUCACGACUUCGGCAUGCAGAUAGCCAAACGCACUGCAGAUGAGAUAUGGUAUCGCGGGUAUGGGACGGACCAGUACGUUUAUUAUGCACGCAGGGGCGAGAAGAAGUUCCUCGGUGGUGCAUUCGAGGUUGAAACGUACGAUGACUUAAGGAGGGCAUCACUACUUCCCACUGCCGGCGAAAUUCAAGAAAUUGCAGAUGCUCCUGGGGGUGGCUACCUGCUCACUCUUACAGAUCCAGAAGGGUUCCCCUUGAACCUCAUCUACGGACAGGCUCCAGCAGAAAGUGGAGAAUACCCGUCUCGUCUGCUCGUGAACUAUGAGCUGGAGAAACCACGAGUGCGCAAGUUCCAGCGCUUUGUCCCCGGACCAGCGGCAGUGCACAAGCUAGGGCACUUUGGGCUCUGUGUUCAAAAGUUCCCCGCCAUGGUAGACUUCUACACGAAGAAUUUCAAUAUUGUGCCAUCCGACUUCCUCACCGCAGAAAAAGGCGGGAAAGACGUGGAUGUCGCGCUCUUUGCACAUAUUGAUCGUGGGACAGAUCUGGUGGACCAUCAUUGCUUCUUCAUGAGCACCAACACCACCUCCCAUGUACACCACUGCUCAUUCGAGGUGCAUGACUUUGACACCCAGAAGCUGGGCCACCAGUGGCUGGCGAAGCGAGGGUACCAGAGUGUAUGGGGCGUUGGACGGCAUAUCCUAGGCUCGCAAAUAUUUGAUUACUGGUGGGAUACCACCGGAAACAUGGUUGAGCAUUAUGCGGACGGGGAUCUUGUGAAUCAAGAAACACCGAUAGGCUAUGGCCCUGCAGGAGAUGAGGGUCUGGCAGUCUGGGGGCCAGAAGUGCCGGCUUGGUCUUUGAAGUAA